Messenger RNA from Mizuhopecten yessoensis (Yesso scallop), 1396 nucleotides. RefSeq lists its product as uncharacterized. The transcript has a single exon. NCBI's taxonomy places the organism in Eukaryota, Metazoa, Mollusca, Bivalvia, Pectinida, Pectinidae. The coding region runs from base 283 to 1152 and encodes 289 amino acids. The record is from RefSeq and is a predicted model, not a curated record.
UACAGUGUUAUGUAACUCAUGUCAGUUUCUGAUAUCACCAAUUCAUUUCCUUGAUAUCUCUUCAUAGUGUUUAUAGGUGAUGUCAGCAUAAAAUGAUAUAAUGAAGCACUAAGAUAAACUGAUGGUAUCCUUUAUCAUACCUGGCAACUUUAUAUAUUAAUCUAUUGAGAUAUAUUUACUGUAGAUAUGAGGGUCGUUUCAAUUUGUUAAUAUCUCUAGCUCUGUCCUACCAUCAAGGUAGAGAAAGACCCAACAAAAGUUUAAUGUGUGUAGGUGGGGAAAAUGUAUAAUUUGAUUUUAACUCGUUUCAGUUACUUAUCAUCCAAAAGCUCCCGUUUGACAUAUUGGAGGGGAGAUGUCAACACUCCAACCAAGGACAGGAUGAGGGUAUCAGUCCCUAUGAUAACUACUAUUGAUCAACUGUUAGCUGUGCUGAUGAGGCUGAGACUAGGUCUUUCUGUUCAGGAUCUGGCUGACAGAUUUAACAUAUCUUCAGCAACAUUUUCUUCCUACUUUACUACAUGGAUAAGUUUGCUCCAUGCUGAACUGAAAUUUCUCAACCCCUUUCCAAGUCGAGAUAUUAUAAAACGUACAAUGCCAUCAUGUUUCAAAGAAAAAUAUCCUUCAACUAGAGUUAUUCUAGAUUGUACAGAAAUUUACAUUCAGAGAUCUUGUAGCUUAGUUAAUCAAAGUCUCACAUUCUCAAAUUACAAACACCACAACACCCUGAAGUUUCUUGUAGGUAUUAGUCCUUCUGGUGUCAUAACAUUUAUAUCAGAAGCCUGGGGAGGCAGAGUUUCAGACCGUAAAUUAACAGAGGACUCUGGUAUUCUGGAUCUUUUGGAGCCCUUCGACAGUGUUAUGGCAGACAAAGGAUUUACUAUAGGGGACCUGUUAGAAAAACGCCAGUGUUAUCUAAAUAUUCCACCAUUUCGAGGAAACUCUAACCAGUUUUCUACAACAGAGGUUUUUCAGACUCAGGAAAUAGCACAGCUUAGAAUACAUGUUGAAAGAAGUAUUGGCCGUGUCAAGAAUUUUCAUAUAUUGGAAGGAGUGCUACCCCUUUCUCUUGCCCCACUAGCUUCAAAAAUUGUUCAAGUCUGUUGCUGGCUUACAAACUUUGAUACCCCUCUUGUAGAAGAUAAAUGUUAACAGUUUGUACAGUUUAUGAACUUGUGCCACACUAUUCUUAAAAUUAUAAAUAUGCACUUGGGGUCUUUUUGUCUCCAAUAAAAUGACAUUUUGAAACAUGACCAAUACUUCAUUGAACAGAAACUUACAGCUGAUACACCUUAACUUCUUUCAGUCACUGGUUCCAUAUAGAAAUAUGGUAAAGGUUCUAGUUAUAAUGGAACGUAAAAGGAGUGGAAAAAAGCACGACCAGACAUGGGUUCGA